Knipowitschia caucasica is the source of this 1611-nucleotide messenger RNA. The record is from the annotation of a GenBank genome assembly. Lineage: Eukaryota; Metazoa; Chordata; Actinopteri; Gobiiformes; Gobiidae.
AUGGAGAUGCUGGACAGUGGUGAGCCAUUUUUACAUUGGGAAAGGAACCUGAGCGAGCUGUCUGAAGACGGGGAGAUAGACUGCGCUCUGUACACAAACCAUUUCACAGAGCUCCUGGAUGAUCUCUCCCAUGAGGCUUUGCUGGGACAGCUGCUCAGCGACCCGUUCUUGUCCGGGGUGAGAGGUGGAGGAGGAAGGGAGGAGAUGGAGGAAGACGAUGAGGACCUGUCGCCAUCAUCUCCCAUUUCUCCUCACAUCACGGUGGAGCACAGCUACUCCCUGUGUGGCGACAGCAGACCCCAGUCUCCUCUCUCACACCUGACCGGAGACCACCGCAGUGAAGCAGGCGAGUCAGAUGGUGAUUCUGAGUGGCCCAUGGAGCAGGAGGAGUCCAUAGAUCUGCUGUGUGAGACUCCGUCCCUGUUGCCCACUCUGUCUCUGUCCCCCUCUGAAGUGACUGUCCCAGCUGCAGCCAACAACCCCCCUGUGCCACCCAAGUCCCCCAGCCACGCCAAAUGCAUCAAGAUAAAAGAAGAGAGCAUCACCCCACAGAUAAAACUGGAGCCACAUGAAGUUGACCAGUUUCUGAAUCUUUCUCCAAAAAGUCUGGAGUCACUUCAGAUGCCCCCUACCCCUCCCAGUUCCCAUGGCAGUGACUCUGAGGGGAGCCAAAGUCCAGUGCAUGCUCCAACAGGCCUAUCCUCUCCCCCUUCUCCCACCAGCGCCCCUUCAUCACAGGCCAGCCUCAAAGUGUCUCCACGAGCACAUUCUUCCCUGUCCAACUCCCCUCUUCUUACCGCGCCCCAUAAAUUGCAAGGUUCAGGGCCUCUGAUCUUGACUGAGGAGGAACGUCGUACCCUUGUGGCUGAAGGUUACCCUGUUCCCACUAAACUGCCCCUGACCAAAGCUGAGGAAAAAGCACUUAAGAAGAUCCGCAGAAAGAUCAAGAAUAAGAUUUCUGCCCAAGAGAGCCGUAGGAAGAAAAAGGAGUACAUGGAUACUUUGGAGAAAAAGGUGGAGAACUGCUCCAAUGAAAAUGGUGAACUGCGCAGGAAAGUUGAGACACUCGAGUGCACCAACAAGACUCUGCUGCAGCAGCUGCAGGCGUUGCAGGCACUGGUGGCUGGGAAGGUCUCGAAGUCCUGUAGAAUGGCCGGUACACAGACGUCCUCGUGCGUAAUGGUGGUGGUGCUGUGUUUUGCCUUGUUCUUGGGGAGUUUCUACCCCAGCAGCUUGACCCCCUCCUCUACACACAUGGAUACAUACCACACUUCCAAACAGAUGGCUGACAAAGAUUCCUACACAUCUAUAGUAAAGUCAAGGAAUAUUUUGUCAACCUUUGAGGACGAGCAGCCGCAGCUCCUAGGACUGGGCGGGGAAUAUCCAGACCAAUGGGAGGACACACCGGCUGUUGUUAUGGCAGCCUGGCGUCGUUCAGAGCAACAAAAAAUGGCAUUAGAGCGCAAAAUUGAGAAACCAUAUUCUCCUCUCCAGAAAAGUAAAAAUGAUACUCAAAGGCUUUUGGACAGGCACAGGGGUCUGGAUCCCAGGACAAGUGGAGGCCGAAGCAAAGUGAUAGAGUUGGAACGAACAGUGAACGAAACAUCGUGA